CUUUGGGGCUUCGCUCACCUAUUUCACUUAAGGCAUCAGGUCCCAGUCCCGGCCCCACUCCUGACAACAAAAUGUCUGACAAAGGAGAAUUUGAUACCAACGUCCUGACGCUCACCAGGUUUGUUCUGGAAGAGGGCAGAAAGGCCCAAGGAACGGGUGAGCUGACAAACCUGCUCAACUCCAUCUGCACAGCUGUCAAAGCCAUUUCAACUGCUGUCAGGAAGGCUGGGAUUGCUAACCUAUAUGGCAUUGCUGGAAGCACCAACGUGACAGGGGACCAGGUGAAGAAACUGGACGUCCUGUCCAAUGACCUAGUCAUCAACAUGAUCAAGUCCUCCUUCAGCGCCUGUGUGCUGGUGUCGGAAGAGGAUGAGAAGGCCAUCAUUGUGGAACCAGAUAAGAGGGGAAAAUAUAUUGUGUGCUUUGACCCACUGGAUGGUUCCUCAAACAUCGACUGUCUCGUCUCAAUUGGAACAAUUUUUGCCAUCUACAAAAAGACGACAAAUGAUGAGCCAGCUGAGAAGGAUGCUCUGCAGCCUGGAAGAAACAUUGUGGCAGCUGGUUAUGCUCUGUAUGGCAGUGCCACCAUGAUGGUCCUCUCCACCGGGCAAGGAGUCAACUGCUUCAUGCUUGAUCCCGCCAUUGGUGAGUUCAUUCUGGUAGAUCGAGACGUGAAAAUUAAGAAAAAGGGGAAAAUCUACAGUUUGAAUGAAGGAUAUGCACAGCAUUUUUAUCCAGAUGUAUCAGAGUACCUACAAAAGAAGAAGUACCCAGAGGAUGGUUCUGCUCCAUAUGGCAGUCGAUAUGUUGGUUCAAUGGUAGCUGAUGUUCAUCGUACUUUGGUUUAUGGAGGCAUCUUUUUAUAUCCUGCUAAUGUCAAGAGUCCUAAGGGCAAGCUGAGGCUGUUGUAUGAAUGCAACCCCAUGGCCUUCAUCAUGGAGCAGGCGGGAGGCAUGGCCACUACAGGAUCCAUGAAUGUCCUGGACAUCCAGCCCACCAACAUCCAUGAGCGAGUUCCUGUGGUCCUGGGAUCUCCUGAUGAUGUUCGGGAGUAUCUUUCCAUCUGUAAAAAGCAUAAUAAAUGAGGACAAAUAGCACAAUCAAGAGGCCCAAUCAGGACAUUCCUCAUUCAGUGUUUCUACUCAUUCCUCCAGCUGUGUUGAUGAAGGAACCAGGAACCUCACUGGGCCUACUAAGUCUGCCUCACACUAUGCUAAUCCCAUCUUGUUGGUGUAAGUGUUAUUUGUAGAGACAUUUUUAAAUAAAGACAACUGAAAAGAUGCUUGUGUUCUUCAGUGAGUUGCAAAAAGUUCUCUGUGAAUGUAUGGAUUAAGGACAUAGGUAAAAAAUGUCAUACUGUAUUUCAGAUUGGACGGAUGUCAGUGACCUGUACACACUUUAUUUACAAUGUUAACAACUGUAUCAGUUACCAUUGAGACCCCUCCAGAUCCGCCCCUGUCUGUAAGGCUGUACUUGAGCUAAACAUAAAUGUCAGCAUCAAAAAUUUCAUGGCAAUCCAUCCAAUUGUUGCUAUUUCAUAUUUCAGUCUGAGCUUGAAUUGAGCACAAGUCAUUGUCAGUGUGCAGAAUGCUUUGAUGCCUUCUCAGUAAAGAGGUAUUGGUCACAGAAAUGCAACUGUCACUGAGACCUAAUGGUGCGCAAGAACUGUGUUGUUAUAGAUUGGACAAAAGGUGCUUUGUGUUAAAACUGGAUGAGACAUUGGAUGGCAUUAUAAGCCUAUUUGCAGAUUGUAUUUCCAUCCAAAUCUGUCAUUUUAUUAUGUUUUGUGACCACACGAGCGCACACACACACAAAGCCUUUUACAUUAGCUGUAAGAUACUGCGUUCCUUCAUUGGCCAUCUGCUCAAAUUGCUUUUGAAAGCAACAAGCCUAAUAGAACACUUUGGGCUGAGGUAUUGCAGGACACACAUUCACACCUGGAAGCUGCCAAGUACAUAGUCUUUCACCUUCCUUACUCAGAUUGGAUCUGCCAGUCUGGGAAUCCAACCAGCCUGCCUCUCCCAUGUCUAAGUAUGUAUGAACAAUGCUCUCCUUUCAUAUUCUUGCUAAGAAAGUUGAGACCAACUCUGUUUUGUUUGGACAUAAUGGGAUUUUGGGAUGCAAGCCCAGAUAUUGCAGUAACAAGUAAAAGGACAUCAUUGUUUCUACGAGUUCUGAAAAACCAUCAAUCAAUAACAAUAAGAGAAGUCCUUUUGUUGAGACAAUACAUGUGAGUUUUUCUGGACAUGUUGU
This is a messenger RNA of Morone saxatilis (striped sea-bass), 2253 nucleotides long. It is a transcript of the gene fbp1b, whose product is annotated as fructose-1,6-bisphosphatase 1b. NCBI's taxonomy places the organism in Eukaryota, Metazoa, Chordata, Actinopteri, Moronidae. Gene Ontology annotation, molecular function: fructose 1,6-bisphosphate 1-phosphatase activity. The coding region runs from base 72 to 1085 and encodes 337 amino acids. The record is from RefSeq and is a predicted model, not a curated record. Gene Ontology annotation, biological process: gluconeogenesis; fructose 1,6-bisphosphate metabolic process; fructose metabolic process. Gene Ontology annotation, cellular component: cytosol; cytoplasm. The transcript has 8 exons.